Molecule: messenger RNA, 1104 nt
Organism: Penicillium manginii
Lineage: Eukaryota; Fungi; Ascomycota; Eurotiomycetes; Eurotiales; Aspergillaceae
Product: NAD(P)-dependent alcohol dehydrogenase
Exons: 3
Coding region: 1-1104 (367 amino acids)
Biological process (GO): D-sorbitol catabolic process
Molecular function (GO): zinc ion binding; L-iditol 2-dehydrogenase (NAD+) activity
Source: RefSeq, a predicted model, not a curated record
AUGCAAAAAUCUUCUCCGACAGCGAACCCAGCCUUUGUGCUCCAUCCCGGGGGCAAGUUCACGUAUGAACAGCGCGCCGUUCCCGAUCUCGAGACCGAUCGCGAUGUGAUAGUCCGGAUUGUUGCGACUGGCCUCUGUGGUUCUGAUGUUCAUUACUGGCAACAUGGACGAAUUGGACAGUAUAUCGUGGAGAAACCAAUCAUCCUAGGCCACGAGUCCUCCGGCAUUGUCGUAAAGUGCGGUGAACAAGUCACCGACCUCGCAGUUGGCGAUCGCGUCAUGCUCGAGCCUGGAUUUGCCUGCAACAUCUGCCACUAUUGCCGCGGUGGUCGGUACAAUUUAUGCGAAUCGAUGCGCUUUGCCGCGACGCCUCCCUACGACGGAACUCUCGCCAAAUACUACCGUGCCCCUAGCGAAUGCUGCUACAAACUCCCACCCCAUAUCUCUCUGCGCGAUGGCUCUAUGAUUGAGCCUUUGAGUGUCGCAGUGCACAGCUGUCGACUUGCGGGGUCACUGCAGGAAAAGUCGGUUGCGGUUUUUGGAGCUGGGCCAGUGGGAUUGCUUUGUUCUGCUGUUGCGCGCGCAUUUGGGGCUUCGACUGUGGUUGCUAUUGAUGUUGUUGAUAGCCGGCUUGCUUCUGCGUUGAAGCAUGGGGCUACAAAUGCAUACAAAAUGAACGCCGAGUCUCCAGAAAGCAAUGCGAAGGAGUUACUGGACUCGAUUGGACUGAAGUAUGGAUUUGAUGUUGUUCUCGAUGCAACUGGUGCCGAGCCUUGUCUGUCCUGUGGUAUCCAUGCUCUUACUCGAGGGGGUACUUUCGUACAAGUUGGGCUGGGUAACCCGAAUCCUUCUCUGCCAGUCGGUCAAAUUUGUGACAAAGAGGCUGUAUUCAAAGGGAGCUUUCGAUAUGGACCUGGAGACUUCAAAUUGGCGAUUGAUCUGUUGAACUCGCGCCGAGUCAAGCUUGACGGGCUCGUCACUCAUGAAUUUUCAUUUGAACAGGCGGAGGACGCGUUUAAGAAUGUUGUUGGCCGGGCCGGAAUCAAAAGCGUUAUUUAUGGACCUGAUGUUGACGAGAAUGAGGCGAAUAAGUGUAUCAAUUAG